Cryptomeria japonica (Japanese cedar) is the source of this 513-nucleotide messenger RNA. RefSeq lists its product as uncharacterized. The transcript has a single exon. NCBI's taxonomy places the organism in Eukaryota, Viridiplantae, Streptophyta, Pinopsida, Cupressales, Cupressaceae. Gene Ontology annotation, molecular function: nucleic acid binding. Bases 1 to 513 code for a protein of 170 amino acids. The record is from RefSeq and is a predicted model, not a curated record.
AUGGAAGGUAACCAACAGAUUUGGCAUAUGCAACUGAAGUCAGCCUUAUGGGCUGAUAGGAUCACUCCGAAAAGGUCCACGGGACAGUCACCUUUCAUGCUGGUGUAUGGUAGGAAAGCAAGGCUUACUAUCUCAUUUGAGCUUCCAACACUUGAUUUGGCCAAUCAGUUGGACACACUAGAAGAAGGCCCUUUAACGGUGAGAUUAGCUCAGUUGUUUGAGCUAGAAGAAACUAGGAAUGAUGCUAUGAGCAAGAUAGAGCAGCAUCAAGCUCAGAUGAAGAGAUCUUUUGACAAAAGAGUGUCUCCAAGAAAUUUCCAGGAAGGAGACAUAGUGCUGAAAUGGGACACUCUCAAAAGCAAGUCUGGAAAGCAUUCCAAAUUCGAUGCAUUCUGGAGUGGGCCUUACAUCAUUUCUAAAUGUAAACAACACAACGCUUUCCAUCUCUCUAAGCUAGAUGACAAUCUGAAGCCAAUCCCAGUCAAUGGGAUUCACCUCAAGUAUUGCUUUUGA